Molecule: messenger RNA, 1343 nt
Organism: Entamoeba invadens IP1
Lineage: Eukaryota; Evosea; Mastigamoebida; Endamoebidae
Exons: 1
Source: RefSeq, a predicted model, not a curated record
AUGAAAAGACUUGACGUGUUUUCAAUGCAAAUUGUCACAAAAUACUUGGUAAAUUACACCGACUUUAUUAAUGUUGUUUGUGUGUCCAAAAAGUAUCAGUACGUGCUUGAUAGAAUCAGAAUCAACCCAAUACAGAUAACACCAAACAACAUGAAAUUAUUCCCAAAUAUCCAAACACUGAAUUUGUUUUCUCCAUUCGAUAUUCAACUCACAAACACAACAAUCGAACGACUCCAAUUCUCUUAUCCUAUUUCUUACGACAAAUAUUUGGAAGAGAAGAAACACUUUAAUAUUUGUCAUUUUGUGAAAUACACAAAAACAGACAGAGAAAAGUGUGGCAACACGAUCCCACAAAAUCUGUAUUGUAUCGACAACAACUGUUUUGAAGAUUGCGAACAACAAGUGAUAAAGAUCCCAUAUAGUGUCCGAGUUAUUUUAGAUGAUGCUUUUGAAUACGCACACAUCCGAGAAAUUGACAUACCUAACUCGGUAACAUUUCUUGGUGAUAACGCGUUUGAUGGAUGCACUAAUUUAACACAUGUGGCACUUCCAUUUUCACUCAAAUACAUCCCUCCGCUUACUUUCAACAGAUGCGUGUCUUUAAAUAAAGUUGACAUACCGUCAUCUAUCACUGGGUUUGGUUGUGAAUGUUUUGGUCGGGGUUGUGGAAUAGAGUCCAUCGUCGUCACACCAAAUAUUUGUGUUUCAUUUGAUGCAUUUGAAUACUCCAAUUUGAAUCACAUCGAAUUUGUUGGGCAAUCAAUCAUAGCAGAUAAUGUGUGCAACCACUGUUUGUUAUUGAAAAGUGUAAAAAUGGACACCACUGUGAAGAUUAUUGGAAGUUACUCCUUUUAUCAAUGUGAAAAACUUGAAGAAAUUGAUGUCCCGUCAUCACUUCAAAUCAUCGAAAAUUCCGCUUUUAGAAAUUGCACUUCUUUACGCAGAUUUUUAAUUCCACAAGGGUUAUUGUAUAUGGAUUCAUUAGUAUUUUAUAAUUGCUCCAGUUUGGAAGAACUGAAUUUUCCAGAAAGCACCAAGUUAUGUGGUAUUGAUACGUUAACCAAUUGCACUAAAUUAAGUGCACUGACACUUCCAAAUUUCAACCGCAAAUUGACAUUUGCGACCAAUAAAGACGAAGAGCAAAUAGUUAAUAAAUUUGGGUAUACUGCACUUGAUGUUGUUAUUGAUGUUGAUGACGAAUGUCCUCCAAAUUACACCAACGAAGAAGAUAAAAUUGCAGACGAGAAAUUACAUGAAGUGAAAACCAAUUCAAAUUGCAAUGAAGUUGUGUUGUACAACCUCGAACAAUGUAAAGUGUUUGAUUUUCAUGAGGCAGAAAAAAU